GAGAAGAAUGGGUCUGAGAUGUUCAAGUAAAUGAAUGGAGGCUUCCACGAAAUGUGCAAAACGAAAAUCAUAAAUAAAGAAUGACUCACAUACUAAUGGCAACUAACUAUAUAGAGAAGGAAGAUUGUUGAGCUGUGAUUUAAAGAAAAAAGAGGCUAAAUUUCAGUCAACGGUAUUUGUUGAUUCAUCUUUUGGAUUCUUUGAAGCUCAGAAUCAUGUCUGAAAUUGUUAAAGAAGCUUGGAAAAAAUAUCUAACUCAACUGCAACUCCAUCCUCUUAGAACCAAGGCAAUCACUGCUGGAGUUUUAGUUGGGAGCAGUGAUGUAAUUGCUCAGAAGAUAUCUGGGGUCAAAAGGCUUCAAGUCAAAAGAAUACUUCUUCUAAUGCUCUAUGGAUUUGCAUAUUCAGGACCAUUUGGGCAUUUCCUGCAUAAAUUGAUGGAUGUGAUUUUUCAAGGAAAGAAGGGUAAUACAACAGUUGCUAAAAAGGUUUUGUUGGAACAGUUGACCUCAUCUCCUUGGAACAACUUCUUUUUUAUGAUGUACUAUGGCUUGAUCGUUGAAGGGAGGCCAUGGGGUCUUGUCAAAAACAAGGUUCGAAAGGACUAUCCCUCUAUACAGCUAACUGCGUGGAAGUUUUGGCCAAUAGUUGGCUGGAUCAACUAUCAGUACAUGCCCCUGCAGUUACGUGUUCUGUUCCACAACUUUAUUGCUUCAUGCUGGUCAGGCGAUUUUCUUGAACUUGAAGGCAAGAUCAGUAACAGCUAAGAAGGACUAAAUCAAGCUGAUGAAGGGUUCAUAUGCAUUUCCUCCCCUUUGCCAGUAGUUAAGGAUUGAGUUUUAACUUUCACGGUCAUAUUAGUUGUGUUCAGUAGAUUCUUCAAUUUCAAAGUUUUGACUAACUUUGAUGAGACAACUACAUUAUGUUAAACUUUUCCUAUGUUUCUUGUGAGAGAAGUUUGCUUGGAAACUAUGGUAUAUGUAUUGCAGCAUGAUUUCAUUCUGAACUUAUUCAGAGUUAUCAAAAUAUGGUGGAUAUCUACUCUUUCUCCAUGA
Messenger RNA from Nicotiana tabacum (common tobacco), 1055 nucleotides. RefSeq names its product peroxisomal membrane protein PMP22. Lineage: Eukaryota; Viridiplantae; Streptophyta; Magnoliopsida; Solanales; Solanaceae. Gene Ontology annotation, cellular component: cytoplasm; membrane. The record is from RefSeq and is a predicted model, not a curated record.